CAUAACUCUAAACAAAAUCGUAUAGUACACACACCCCACAAGCCCCUAUUGAAACAUAAAAGUCAAAUUUCCCUAGUUAUAAAUUCUUUACAUUUAUUCCAAAUUCAAUAAAUUUUCUCAGUGAACGAACCAAAGAGAGGAACGAUGAGUGCGGACGAAUGCAAAUUGAAGUCCAGCGUCUACGAGGAGCUGACGCAUCGCAGCCUCAAGCGGCAGCUGGAAAGGAAUGGCACAAUGGCGGACCUACGCAGCGGAUUGCAUGUGAAAAUAAUCAAGAUGAUCCAAGAAAAUCUAGGUGGCAGACCAAAUGAGCCUUUGGCGGGACCAGAGGCAGUUCAAGGCAAGGAUCAGGGUUUGUCGCCACUCAUCAAUCAACUGAUGAUGGAGUACUUUGAAUGGUUCGGCUAUAGGCAUACGCUGGAAACAUUCAAGAUGGAGACGGGUCAGCAGUUCGCAUCGCGCAAGGAGAUUGAACUGGUCCAAUCCCUGCAUUUACAUUCGAGUGAUGUUCCCAUUUUGGUGCAAUUAAUAUUGCGACAACAGGGUGGUAAUCUGCCAGAGAAAAAGAACUGUCCAAGGAAGAACAUUAAGGUGGCCCCAAAGAAGAUUGUGAAGCAGCCACUGCCAGAGAAAUCCAUUAAGCUCUCACUGCCAGAGAAAUCUAUGAAACGUUCACUGCCAGAGAAAUCCAUGAAGCUCCCACCACCAGAAAAAUCGAUAAAGAACCAAAGAACCAGAGAGAAAUUGGGCCGUAAGCUGCAAAUACCAGAGAAUUCGAUACCCGAACGUUGCACCAAACUGAAAGAAAGGCUUGAGACUAUGCGAACCCUCAAAGAAACAGCCAAAACGGAUUGGAAUACCCCAGUACCCAAAUUGGUACAAAACAAUCGAAAACUCAUCGAUAAAAAGUUCGAAAGCCAUUUAAAAAAAUCCACCGUGGUCAAGACUCAAAUGAAAGAGAAUCCAAAAUCAUCUUUUCACAUUCCAAAGGAGUCGCCGGAGAGUAGGCCCCCAGCCAAUAGCUCCGAGUCCGAUGAGCUUCCCAGUUACGAUGAACAUAGCGAUACCUCUUCAGAUAUACCCGAUAGACACUACUACGUUGAGCUGGAGCCACCGGAGGUCGAAUACGCCCACGGACAUGGCGAGGAGGGGCCCUACAUGGCCAAGCAGACCAAGGCCGAGACUCUGUUUCAACAGUAUCGGCAAGACGAACCUAUCGACUCAUCGAAAGCCAUUAACCAACAAAAAUCAAUGACUUCCAGGCAGCCACCAAUGAAAAAACCAUCGAUAACAUUCACAAAGAAAUCAGCUGUCAAACGUAAGGCCUUUGAAAUUCCCGAGCUCUUUGUCACGACGCCACCGGACAAUAAAGAGCCGAGGAGUGUCCGCGAGGGUCUAAAUAUAAAUCUGAGCAAAUUUAUGGGCACCAAAAACAAGAUCUCCUCUGCUCAGAGCACCCCUAAGAAGAGUCCGCUGUGGAAUAAGAUUGAGGUCGAGGAGGACGAACCAAAUCUGAUAGUCAGCAAGCCACCGUGUCCGGAUACCCACAUCAAUGGCGUUGAACUUGAUAGCAGCUCAGAGAGCAAUGAGGAUGGUGGCUACACCGGAGACGAGGCUAGCGAUGAUGAGGAUCAGUAGAUUUUAAUGGAGAUCUCUGGGGUUGAGAUCCAAACGAUGGCAAAUCUCUUUUAUUGCAAAUUUAUAAACAUUUUGUCUAGAUUUAUUUAAUUUUUGCAUUUUAGAAUGUAAAGAAUGAUCCAAACGAUGGCAAAUCUCUUUUAUUCCAAAUUUAUAAACAUUUUUUUCUAGAUUUAUUUAAUUUUUGCAUUUUAGAAUGUAAAACGU
This is a messenger RNA of Drosophila obscura, 1845 nucleotides long. RefSeq lists its product as uncharacterized. Gene Ontology annotation, molecular function: protein binding. The coding region runs from base 145 to 1638 and encodes 497 amino acids. Lineage: Eukaryota; Metazoa; Arthropoda; Insecta; Diptera; Drosophilidae. The record is from RefSeq and is a predicted model, not a curated record. The transcript has a single exon.